GUUGUUGAUGCUGCUGGGAUCGACUUCUUUAGCCACAGCUGCAAAUGUUCCAAGAACUUUUUUUUUUAAAAAAAAAGAAAAGUAGGCCGCCUGCUUUUGUGAUCGAGGGCUAAAAUUCACACCUCGCCUUCCUGCCGUUGUGGGUUUCCCCUCCACGCCUCCCCCAAUCUUCAUCUUUCUUUCCAUCCUUGGUCGAUACUUUCACAAGGGCCUCAGAUGCAACAAGACGCACCCGCAAUGUGGCUGGCCAAGCUUCCCGCUUGCUUGAUGUUAUGGGCGGCAUGGAUCUCUGCUCUUCAUGCCAACUUUACCCUUCCUUCAGACCCGGGCAUGAUGGAGAUGACUGAGAGGUUCUGGGAUUUUAUGGUGAAGUUUGGCAAAACCUACCACAGCCAAGAAGAGGCAACUUACCGCUUCAAGGUUUUUGCACAGAACAUGGAAACAAGCCAAGUCUUGCAGGACACUGAGCUGGGAACCGCACAAUACGGUGUCACCCCUUUCAGCGACUUGACAGAAAGCGAGUUUGCGAAGAGGUUCGGCAAUCCGGUUUUGCGGUCUGUGCCGGUUGGGCCGAGGGAACUGCGCCGCGGCUACUCGACGGCAACCCGAUUCUGCGACUGGAGAAAAAAGGGCUUGUCCCCUGUGAAGUACCAGGGAGAGACUUGCAGAUCCUGCUGGGCUUUCGCAGCCGUCUCCAACAUAGAGGCAUUGUGGAAGAUUCACCGAAAUGUUAACUGCAGCCUCUCGGUGCAAGAACUCAUCGACUGCACGUACCCAUCCAGAGGAGGCUGUCUCGGGGGCUAUGUCUGGGACGCCCUCCAGUACGUCGUCAACAAAAGUGGAUUGUCAUCGGACACCCUUUACCCCUACAUCGAAAAAAACCAGCCCUGCCAGAAACACAAGGGGAGGAAACUAACCAAGAUUGAUGGUUAUAGUGUACUUCCAAGAGACGAGAAGUACAUCGCCAGUAUUGUGGCCACCCAGGGUCCUGUGACAGCUCUGAUGAACAAAAAAGUCAUCCAGCAUUACCAAAAAGGCAUCAUCCAGAGGUCCAAGGUGAGCUGCGACCCCAACCGGCUUGACCACGCAGUCCUUAUUGUUGGCUUCGGUGAAGGCAAAAUCCGACGCGGCACCUGGAGUGGAUCAUACUGGAUUAUCCAGAACUCCUGGGGAACACACUGGGGAGAAGAGGGCUCUUUUCGGAUGGAUAAAGGCUCCAACACCUGUGGGAUUGCCCAGUAUGUCACAACAGCCACCGUCAAAGAUUUGGCAGGAAAGAAGCCGGUUAUUUGUCCGAGAUGAUGCUAUGCGUGCAUUUGCCUGUCUUUCAGACAACAGCUCUGGAGCACUCAGUCCUAUUAAUUUUCAAGCUUUUGCAAUCUGGAGCCUUCCGAAGGUUGGCGGCUUGCACCAUUCGAUUGUCCUCCGAGUGACUCGGUUUCUUUCAAACGCAGUGUUUCUCGAAUUUUUCUUCAUUUUUAAGAGCAACCGACGAGUAGUGUAACUUUUUAGAAUUGCCAAGUGCAACAACUGGGGGGAUGACGAACCGAAUCCCCAGUUUUGGUGCAAAAUCCUUUUGUGUAGAAAAACCCGCUAUUUUUCUCUCUGCGUGUGUAUGCGGAUGUGAAGUUGGGGGGAUAUGGAGGAAAGGAAUAUUUGAAUGGGAACGGAAUAAAAUGCAUGGACAGAAUAUGUUAUCUAUCUUCUU
Thamnophis elegans (Western terrestrial garter snake) is the source of this 1708-nucleotide messenger RNA. It is a transcript of the gene CTSW, whose product is annotated as cathepsin W. The transcript is spliced from 11 exons. The record is from RefSeq and is a predicted model, not a curated record. Gene Ontology annotation, molecular function: cysteine-type endopeptidase activity. Gene Ontology annotation, cellular component: lysosome. The coding region runs from base 217 to 1302 and encodes 361 amino acids. NCBI's taxonomy places the organism in Eukaryota, Metazoa, Chordata, Lepidosauria, Squamata, Natricidae.